AUGGCCUCGCUGCCUGAGAACUCUCGUCAGGCCUCCACUGACCUCCAGGAGAACUUUUCAGCUCACUCGGAUUAUUACAUUGGCAUUGAUGUUGGAACUAGCAGUGCCCGUGCCUGUAUCAUGAACGCCAAGGGAGACAUUGUGGGCCUGGCCCACCAGAACAUUGGUCUCUGGCAACCAGAACACGGCUACUAUGAACAAUCCACUACCGAUACUUGGAGUAGCGUCUGCAUUGCCGUACAGCGAGCCAUUCACGAGAACAACAUCGGCCCCGAUACAGUACGCGGCAUUGGAUUUGAUGCAACAUGUUCCCUAGCUGUUUUCAAUCACGAAACCAAUGAGCCAGUUUCAGUGACAGGGCCCAACUUUGAUACGGACCGCAACAUCAUUCUCUGGCUGGAUCACCGCCCGGUCGACGAGGCCGCCAAAAUCAAUUUCAUUAACCACCCUUUGCUUCGAUAUGUCGGGGGUACGAUUUCAGCUGAGAUGGAGAUUCCCAAGGUUCUGUGGCUGAAAAAUCACAUGCCUGAGAAGCUAUUCGAUAAAUGCAGUUUUUAUGACUUGGCAGAUGCCCUCACACAUAUUGCUACUGGAGGCGAGAAACAGCGCCUCUGCAGUGAGGGUAUCAAACACGCAUAUGUACCUGUCGGUGCCGAUGGGAGCGUGAAGGGAUGGGACAUUGAUUUUCUGCACGGUAUUGGUCUAGCUGAAUUGGCCGAGGACAAUUUCAAGCGUAUGGGCGGAGUUGAUAAGGUAAAUGGUGACUAUCUCGGUGCUGGAGAGCUCGUUGGUUAUUUGUGCGAAAAGGCUGCAUCAGAUUUGGGUCUUCCGGCCGGAAUUCCGAUUGGCAGUGGCGUGAUCGAUGCAUAUGCCGGUUGGAUUGGCACCGUCGGCGCGAAAGCCAACUUGAGCCCAAACGAGUUGAAUGGUGAUGUGCCCAAGAAUGACAAAAUGCAGGCAUUUUCUCGUCUUGCUGCAGUCGCUGGAACCUCAACUUGCCAUUUGGUAAUGUCUCCGAAUCCUAUCUUUGUCAACGGUGUCUGGGGCCCAUAUUCAGACACUAUUAUUCCUGGAUAUUCCAUGUCUGAAGGUGGCCAAUCUGCGACGGGAGAGUUACUUCAACAUGUCAUCAAUACACACGCUGCCUUCGACCACGUCACCACUAUCGCCGAAUCCCACAAAUCCAAUAUCUAUGAGUAUCUAAAUCACCACCUGAAUAAAAUGAUGGAAGAGCAACAAGCCCCAUGCAUCGCAUACCUGGCACGUCACUUCUUUUUCUAUGGUGACCUAUGGGGCAACCGAUCCCCAAUUGCAGACCAGAGCAUGACCGGGUCCGUCAUCGGUCUAACAAGUGACAAGACCAUCAACGGACUCGCCAUCCAAUACUACGCAACCCUAGAAUUCAUCGCUCUCCAAACGAAGCAAAUUGUCGACACGAUGAACCAUGCAGGCCACAAAAUCAAAUCUAUUUUCAUGUCAGGCUCGCAGUGUCAGAAUGAGAUAUUAGUCAAUCUUAUCGCAUCGGCCUGUGACAUGCCCGUCAUAAUCCCACAAUAUAUUCACGCCGCCGUAUGCCAUGGCGCAGCUAUGCUGGGUGCAAAGGCCGCCAGCGCCGACAAGCAUGGUAAGACCGAGGACUUGUGGGCUAUUAUGGACCGGAUGAGCAAGCCUGGAAAGAAGGUGAUGCCAACAGUAGAGGUGAAGGAGAAGGCUCUCCUGAAAGCCAAAUACCAAGUCUUCUUAGAACAGUGCUUUAGGCAGCAAAAAUACCGUCAGCUGGUUAAUGAGGCCGUCGGUGACUGGGUCUCGACUUAG
Molecule: messenger RNA, 1815 nt
Organism: Penicillium taxi
Lineage: Eukaryota; Fungi; Ascomycota; Eurotiomycetes; Eurotiales; Aspergillaceae
Product: FGGY-family carbohydrate kinase
Exons: 3
Coding region: 1-1815 (604 amino acids)
Biological process (GO): carbohydrate metabolic process
Molecular function (GO): phosphotransferase activity, alcohol group as acceptor; kinase activity
Source: RefSeq, a predicted model, not a curated record